AUGGACAACAACAACAUGGACAACAGCAACAUGGACAACAGCCACAUGGACAACAGCAACAUGGACAACAUCCACAUGGACAACAUCCACAUGGACAACAGCAACAUGGACAACAUCCACAUGGACAACAACAACAUGGACAACAGCAACAUGGACAACAGCCACAUGGACAACAGCCACAUGGACAACAUCCACAUGGACAACAUCCACAUGGACAACAGCCACAUGGACAACAUCCACAUGGAUAACAUCCACAUGGACAACAGCAACAUGGACAACAGCAACAUGGACAACAUCAACAUGGACAACAGCAACAUGGACAACAUCAACAUGGACAACAGCAACAUGGACAACAGCAACAUGGACAACAUCCACAUGGACAACAGCCACAUGGACAACAUCCACAUGGACAACAUCCACAUGGACAACAGCCACAUGGACAACAGCCACAUGGACAACAGCCACAUGGACAACAGCCACAUGGACAACAGCCACAUGGACAACAUCCACAUGGACAACAGCCACAUGGACAACAUCCACAUGGACAACAGCAACAUGGACAACAUCCACAUGGACAACAUCCACAUGGACAACAUCCACAUGGACAACAGCCACAUGGACAACAGCCACAUGGACAACAGCCACAUGGACAACAGCCACAUGGACAACAGCCACAUGGACAACAGCCACAUGGACAACAGCCACAUGGACAACAGCCACAUGGACAACAUCCACAUGGACAACAGCCACAUGGACAACAUCCACAUGGACAACAUCCACAUGGACAACAUCCACAUGGACAACAUCCACAUGGACAACAGCAACAUGGACAACAGCCACAUGGACAACAUCCACAUGGACAACAGCCACAUGGACAACAGCCACAUGGACAACAGCCACAUGGACAACAGCCACAUGGACAACAGCCACAUGGACAACAGCCACAUGGACAACAGCCACAUGGACAACAGCAACAUGGACAACAUCCACAUGGACAACAUCCACAUGGACAACAUCCACAUGGACAACAUCCACAUGGACAACAGCCACAUGGACAACAUCCACAUGGACAACAGCCACAUGGACAACAGCCACAUGGACAACAGCCACAUGGACAACAGCCACAUGGACAACAGCAACAUGGACAACAGCCACAUGGACAACAGCCACAUGGACAACAGCCACAUGGACAACAGCCACAUGGACAACAGCAACAUGGACAACAGCCACAUGGACAACAGCCACAUGGACAACAGCCACAUGGACAACAGCCACAUGGACAACAGCAACAUGGACAACAGCCACAUGGACAACAGCCACAUGGACAACAGCCACAUGGACAACAUCCACAUGGACAACAGCCACAUGGACAACAGCCACAUGGACAAUAUCCACAUGGACAACAGCCACAUGGACAACAGCCACAUGGACAACAGCCACAUGGACAACAUCCACAUGGACAACAUCCACAUGGACAACAUCCACAUGGACAACAGCAACAUGGACAACAUCCACAUGGACAACAUCCACAUGGACAACAUCCACAUGGACAACAGCCACAUGGACAACAGCAACAUGGACAACAUCCACAUGGACAACAGCCACAUGGACAACAGCCACAUGGACAACAACAACAUGGACAACAGCCACAUGGACAACAGCCACAUGGACAACAGCAAAAUGGACAACAUCCACAUGGACCACAGCCACAUGGACAACAGCCACAUGGACAACAGCAACAUGGACAACAUCCACAUGGACAACAGCCACAUGGACAACAGCCACAUGGACAACAGCAACAUGGACAACAUCCACAUGGACAACAGCCACAUGGACAACAGCCACAUGGACAACAUCCACAUGGACAACAUCCACAUGGACAACAGCCACAUGGACAACAGCAAUAUAGACAACAGCCACAUGGACAACAUCCACAUGGACAACAGCCACAUGGAUAACAGCCACAUGGACAACAACCACAUGGACAACUGCCACAUGGACAACAGCAACAUGGACAACAGCAACAUGGACAACAACCACACGGACAACAGCCACAUGGAUAACAGCCACAUGGACAACAGCCACAUGGACAACAUCCACAUGGACAACAGCCACAUGGACAACAUCCACAUGGACAACAUCCACAUGGACAACAUCCACAUGGACAACAGCAACAUGGACAACAUCCACAUGGACAACAGCCAUAUGGAUAACAGCAACAUGGACAACAUCCACAUGGACAACAGCCAUAUGGAUAACAGCAACAUGGACAACAGCCACAUGGACAACAGCCACAUGGACAACAUUCACAUGGACAACAUCCACAUGGACAACAUCCACAUGGACAACAGCCACAUGGACAACAUCCACAUGGACAACAUCCACAUGGACAACAGCCAUAUGGAUAACAGCAACAUGGACAACAUCCACAUGGACAACAGCCACAUGGACAACAGCCACAUGGACAACAGCAACAUGGACAACAGCCACAUGAACAACAGCAACAUGGACAACAGCCACAUAGACAACAUCGCUUUCAUGUGA
Messenger RNA from Procambarus clarkii (red swamp crayfish), 2544 nucleotides. The record is from RefSeq and is a predicted model, not a curated record. NCBI's taxonomy places the organism in Eukaryota, Metazoa, Arthropoda, Malacostraca, Decapoda, Cambaridae.